Homalodisca vitripennis (glassy-winged sharpshooter) is the source of this 509-nucleotide messenger RNA. RefSeq lists its product as uncharacterized. Lineage: Eukaryota; Metazoa; Arthropoda; Insecta; Hemiptera; Cicadellidae. The transcript has 5 exons. The record is from RefSeq and is a predicted model, not a curated record. Bases 37 to 426 code for a protein of 129 amino acids.
CAGGUGAGUCUAAAACGUGAUAUUGCAUACAAUGGAAUGAUUGUUCUGUAUAACUAUAUAAACCUACUCAUUCUUCUUUAUUCUGUCAAAAGAUACGUGGCUCUGAUACAGAAAGUUAACCGUCUUACAGCGAGUAUGUGGGCUGUUCUGGUUCUUGCCUUGUUGUCUUCCAUGGCUUAUCUGCCCGAGAAUGAAGCACGCCCCUCCCGUUUAAUCUAUUCACAUGGAGGCUCAUAUCACGAUCCUGAGCACCACUCGAACAGUGCUGAUCAUGAUAUUGACGCCUCUUAUCAUAACCACAGAUCGUCACAUGGCCACGGACACCACUCCCAUGGACCUAACAUUCAUGAUGACGCAUCGUACAGUGGUUUCCGAUCUUCUUCACAAAACAAUUAUGGCAUCGUUUCUGGGUACGGCAGAUGUUAGACAGUCCGCCGCUACUACAGAGUAGAUGAACAUUGCAAUGUUUUGUUUUUAGACUAAUAUAUUAUAUAUAUUUGCAUGAUUAA